Messenger RNA from Chrysochloris asiatica (Cape golden mole), 1044 nucleotides. RefSeq names its product protease, serine, 50 (gene PRSS50). Bases 1 to 1044 code for a protein of 347 amino acids. Gene Ontology annotation, molecular function: serine-type endopeptidase activity; threonine-type endopeptidase activity. The record is from RefSeq and is a predicted model, not a curated record. The transcript is spliced from 6 exons. Lineage: Eukaryota; Metazoa; Chordata; Mammalia; Afrosoricida; Chrysochloridae. Gene Ontology annotation, biological process: proteolysis. Gene Ontology annotation, cellular component: endoplasmic reticulum.
AUGCCGUUCAUCUAUUCCCUCCGGAAUCUGUUCUGUUUUCCUGCUGGUUGCUUGGGCACGGGUGAAGACUGGGAAGCAGAGCCCUAUGCCCCCAGGCCUCGUGUUCCCAGGCAGGACCUGACCACCCGGGCGCCUGUUCAGAGCGUCCUGGAUGCGGCUUCUCGUAGAAACCACACAUCAGACUUACUCCCCUCCUGCGGCUUCUCCUUCGAACAGGACCCCACCCUCAGAGACCCACUGGCCAUGGCGCGGCGGUGGCCAUGGAUGGUCAGCGUGCGGGCCAACGGCACUCAUAUCUGUGCGGGUACCCUCAUUGCCUCCCAGUGGGUGCUGGUUGUGGCCCACUGCCUGGUCCAGCGUAAUGUUGCCUACUCUGUGCUGGUGGGGAGCUCGGUGAUGGACGAGCCAUUGCAGCAUGCCCACAAUGUCCCAGUCAGCCAGGUCAUUGUGAACAGAGGAUUCCGGUCCCGGAGGUACUGGUCGUGGGUUGGCCGUGCCCACAACAUCGGUCUCCUCAAGCUGCAGUCAGCACUCAAGUACAACAAGUAUGUCUGGCCCAUCUGCCUGCCUGGCUUGGACUUUGAGGUGAAGGAUCGUUCCCUUUGUACUGUGACAGGCUGGGGACUCCCGAGGACGAAUGGCAUAUGGCCCCAGUUCCGGUCCAUUCAGGAGAAGGAAGUCACCAUUCUGAACAACAAGGAAUGUGAUGCGUUGUACCACCGGUUCUCCCAAAUCCCCACUAUUGUUCGGAUUGUCAACUCUCAAAUGCUAUGUGCAGAGGACACCAAGAGGGACAGUUUCUGCUAUGAGAAGAGUGGUGAGCCCUUAAGCUGCCCUGUGGAGAGCACGUGGUACCUGGUGGGAAUGGUGAGCUGGGGCCCAGGCUGCAACAAGGGUGAUGCCCCACCCAUCUACCUGCAAGUUUCUGCCUACCAGCAGUGGAUCUGGGACCGUCUCAAUGGGCAGCCCUUGGCCCUUCCUGUCCCGUCCAGGGCCCUGCUCCUGGCACUCCCGCUGCCCCUCAGCCUCCUGGCUGCUCUCUGA